Messenger RNA from Radiomyces spectabilis, 1480 nucleotides. Its product is annotated as Serine/threonine-protein phosphatase ppe1. Gene Ontology annotation, molecular function: protein serine/threonine phosphatase activity. The record is from RefSeq and is a predicted model, not a curated record. Gene Ontology annotation, biological process: G1/S transition of mitotic cell cycle; peptidyl-serine dephosphorylation. The transcript has 8 exons. The coding region runs from base 75 to 1025 and encodes 316 amino acids. Gene Ontology annotation, cellular component: cytoplasm. NCBI's taxonomy places the organism in Eukaryota, Fungi, Mucoromycota, Mucoromycetes, Mucorales, Radiomycetaceae.
AUUUUCUUUUGUGUCGCCGUUGUUUUGCGAUUGUUCCAACAAACAGUCUCUCCUCAGCUCUCUCUACAUCUACGAUGGGCACUCCAGACGAAUGGCUGGAAACUGUCCGUAAAUGCGAAUAUUUACCUGAGCAUGAUAUCAAGAAACUCUGCGAAAUGGUGAAAGAACUGCUGAUGGAAGAAUCGAACAUACAACCAGUUCAGUCGCCCGUAACCGUAUGCGGUGAUAUUCAUGGUCAAUUCUACGAUUUGCUGGAAUUAUUUCGUGUUGGAGGUGAUGUAAAGGACACAAAUUACAUUUUCAUGGGUGAUUUCGUGGAUCGUGGCUAUUUCAGUCUGGAAACAUUCACGUUAUUAAUGGUCCUGAAAGCAAAAUAUCCGGACAAGAUUACUUUGUUACGAGGCAAUCACGAGAGUCGACAAAUCACACAAGUAUAUGGUUUCUAUGAUGAGUGUCAGGCGAAAUAUGGCAAUGCAAAUGUGUGGAAAUAUUGUUGUUCGGUUUUUGAUUAUCUUACGCUUGCAGCUAUUAUUGAUGGUUCGAUUCUCUGUGUCCAUGGCGGUUUAUCUCCAGAUAUCAAGGCUCUGGACCAAAUAAGAACUAUACAUCGUUUGCAGGAAAUUCCUCAUGAGGGGUCUUUUUGCGAUCUCAUGUGGUCUGACCCUGAGGAUAUCGAUACUUGGGCUGUUAGUCCUAGAGGAGCGGGUUGGCUGUUUGGAAGCAAAGUAACUAGUGAGUUCAACCAUAUCAAUAAGCUGACCUUGGUAGCCCGAGCGCAUCAGUUAGUGCAAGAGGGCUACAAGUAUAUGUUUCCCGACGAGGAUCUAGUUACGGUAUGGUCUGCGCCGAACUACUGCUACCGAUGCGGCAACAUUGCGUCAAUAAUGGAGGUUAAAAAUGGCGAGAAAGAAUUUAAGCUUUUCAACGCCGUACCGGACCAGGAUCGGUUCACUCCAUACAGUACACGGCAAGGACUUGGAUUGACUUCAAAACUUGGCGGAUCUGGAGGCCAAUACUUCUUAUAGUGAAGCUUUGGCUAUCAUUUCAUCGACAUUAUUAUCAGCAUUGGCACGAUCUGAUUAAUUAUUUUGUUACAUCAUUUGCUCCUGAAGGAUGCAUGGCGUAUUCGGCAUUGUUGUACGCUUAAUUCGUCCUAAUUUCCUUCUUCAUUUUGAACGUUCUCUUGUUUUUUUUUUUCUCUUCCCCGCUAUAUAUAAUUCCUUUCGUUCUGUAUAAGUGUGUACUCUUCUUAGUUUUGUUGGGCUUAUUACAAAUUUCCACCGCGUUUAUUCAACUUGUCUUUCAUCCCUACGCUUUUACAAAUUUGUAUUUAUUUGGGAAUUAUGCGCGCUAAUUUUCAAUCACAUUGGGUUUCCGCCACCUUGACGGAUUUGAUUGACGGUUUUGAUUGGGUAGUUUUUGAAAAGUAAAUGCUUCUGAUUGGGUAAAAUGAAUGAAUGUGGUUUAGUUGGCAGACCGU